GGAGCUGUGACAUGGCGGCGCGCAGCGGCAAUAAGUUCUCGGUGCUGCUGCCCACCUACAACGAGCGCGAGAACCUGCCGCUCGUCGUGUGGCUGCUGGUGCGCACGUUCCGCGAGAGUGGGACGGACUUCGAAAUUAUUGUCAUAGAUGAUGGCAGCCCGGACGGGACGCAGCAGGUUGCCGAGCAGCUGGAGGCGAUCUAUGGGUCGGAUAAAAUCCUUCUAAGACCCAGACCAAAGAAGUUGGGCCUUGGCACUGCCUAUAUCCAUGGAAUGAAGCACGCCACUGGGAAUUUUAUUGUUAUUAUGGAUGCUGACCUAUCUCACCAUCCAAAAUUUAUUCCAGAGUUCAUCAGAAAGCAGAAAGAAGGCAAUUUUGAUAUUGUGUCUGGAACAAGGUAUAAAGGAAAUGGAGGAGUAUAUGGCUGGGAUUUGAAAAGAAAAUUGAUCAGUCGUGGUGCCAAUUUCAUAACUCAGGUUUUGCUGAGGCCAGGUGCAUCAGAUUUAACAGGGAGUUUCAGGUUAUACAGAAAAGAAGUCUUACAGAAAUUAAUGGAAAAAUGUGUUUCUAAAGGCUACGUCUUCCAGAUGGAAAUGAUUGUUCGGGCCAGACAGCUAGGCUAUACGAUUGGAGAGGUUCCCAUUUCGUUUGUUGACCGUGUCUAUGGAGAAUCUAAACUCGGAGGCAAUGAAAUAGUCUCCUUCUUAAAGGGACUCUUGACGUUGUUUGCUACCACAUAGGAUUUGCUGCUAAAUUCCUUUCUUUAGAAAAACACUUUCUGCCAUCACUAUGGUUCCUAGCAUGCAGCAGCAGGAGUUUGAUAACUUCCCUGGUGACCUGAAGACCUGCUAUAAACUAACAGUUAAACGAACCAAGAAUAAUUAACUAAAUGGACUGUAUUGCAAAAUGCACCUUUCAAAACAAACUAUGUGAAACUAGUCAAAAUAAAGGCAUAUACCCUAUACUGCUUUUGUAUAAAUAAUAUCUUAAUAGAGAACGCAAACAGCUGAAUGAUCUUUUGCAUUUAGAAAUGAACCAUUAUUCAGCAGAAGUUUAAAGAUGAUUUUUGAACUAAAGACAUGCAGGGUCAUAAACAUAGAGAUUUCUUAUCUUUGUUCUGUGUUCUGCUGAUAGUAUUUUUAGUAUAUAACAGUGAGUUGGCUUUCUUUCCUCAACAUGGACAUCUGUGGUUCUUAGAGUUGAGCAAAGGUGCUUUUCUGAAACUGAUGACAACUCGUGUUGUCCAAGAAAUACAGAUAAAUACAGUGAUCUUUGAAAACUUAUUUCAAAGCUGGAAGGAUGGAAUUUUCUUCGGGUAAGAAAGAAUCAUUCUGGAAUAUUCUUGUAUUCUGUGUGCACGUCCAGAAAUAAAUGAUUCUUUUGUCCUAUUUUUUUAAUAAUCUAAAACAAGAAUGUAAUGUCUUGCCCAUGUUAGGGUGAUAGAAGAUCCACAUCACCUCACCAAAGACAUCAGAGAGAUUCUUCUUGUGUCAGAUAACAUUUUGCAAUGUAACAGCUGUACAGCUGAUGAAAGAAAUACGGCAAUGUAAUCCUGUUUGUGUUUCACCAUUUGAUGUAGUCAGAAAUCAGAAGUGGUGAAGCCCUUGCAAUCAAAUACGCAUCUUGGGAACAAAAGUAAAAAUAAGUUUAAAAAAAACAAGGGGGCAAAAUUAUAAAUAAAGUUAAAUUAUUCUGAUAAUGGCUUUGUAUGUACGAAAAUACAUCCUUAAGAUUUUUUGGUGGUGGGAAAGGAUAGUUCUUUGUUUUCUGAAAUGUGUACUCAGUGGGAGAGGAGAAUCAGCAUGUCUCUUAACAGUUGUACUUAUUUAGAUUGUAUCUGUUUACAUUCCUGUAGUAUAUUAAAUGUGGUUGUUAACAUUCAACAAAUGUAGCAAGGCUGCAGGUAAAUGAUAAAAUCCUAUUUCAGAUAACUAGAUAAA
Molecule: messenger RNA, 1940 nt
Organism: Tympanuchus pallidicinctus (lesser prairie-chicken)
Lineage: Eukaryota; Metazoa; Chordata; Aves; Galliformes; Phasianidae
Gene: DPM1
Product: dolichyl-phosphate mannosyltransferase subunit 1, catalytic
Exons: 9
Coding region: 12-740 (242 amino acids)
Biological process (GO): GPI anchor biosynthetic process; protein O-linked glycosylation via mannose
Cellular component (GO): endoplasmic reticulum membrane
Molecular function (GO): dolichyl-phosphate beta-D-mannosyltransferase activity
Source: RefSeq, a predicted model, not a curated record